AUGACGUUUACUGGGCAUAGCUUGGGAGCUGCACCAGCAACCCUCAGCGCAUAUGACAUAAAACAAAUCAUGGUAAAUGAAUAUGGUGGGACCUCAAUUCCCGUCACUGUGUUUUCCUUCGCGUCUCCGCGCGUAGGGAACCUGUCAUUUACACAACAUAUGGAAGAGAUUGGCGUCAAAGUGUUACGCGUGGUAAACAAGAAGGAUUUGGUUCCAAAAAUUCCUGGUAUUUUUGUCAAUGAAAAACUUGGAUGGCUGACAAGGCUUCUACAUUGGUUUCCCUGGGCAUAUGUUCAUGUGGGAGCAGAGAUUAGUUUAGACAACAGCAAUUCACCUUUGCUGAAGCUAACGCAUAAUCCUGCAAACUUCCAUAGCUUAGAGGUUUAUUUGCACACACUUGAUGGCUUUUAUGGGCAUAACAAUUUUCCCUUCAAGCCUUCGAGAAGAGAUCCAGCUUUAGUUAACAAACACACUGACUUAUUGAUUGAAAAGCUGCAAAUCCCUUCUAACUGGUGGGACAAGAGAAAUAAAGAAGUGGUGAAACGCAUCGAUGGCAUAUUGGUCUACUCCCCCUCAACUCCAACGCAUGUUCCUCUUCGUCAAACUUCCCUCUAA
Molecule: messenger RNA, 615 nt
Organism: Cryptomeria japonica (Japanese cedar)
Lineage: Eukaryota; Viridiplantae; Streptophyta; Pinopsida; Cupressales; Cupressaceae
Product: phospholipase A1-Igamma2, chloroplastic-like
Exons: 1
Coding region: 1-615 (204 amino acids)
Biological process (GO): lipid metabolic process
Molecular function (GO): glycerophospholipase activity
Source: RefSeq, a predicted model, not a curated record